Chrysoperla carnea is the source of this 549-nucleotide messenger RNA. Its product is annotated as zinc finger protein 271-like. The record is from RefSeq and is a predicted model, not a curated record. Gene Ontology annotation, cellular component: nucleus. Gene Ontology annotation, biological process: regulation of transcription by RNA polymerase II. Lineage: Eukaryota; Metazoa; Arthropoda; Insecta; Neuroptera; Chrysopidae. The annotation marks the transcript as partial. The transcript has 3 exons. Gene Ontology annotation, molecular function: DNA-binding transcription factor activity, RNA polymerase II-specific; RNA polymerase II cis-regulatory region sequence-specific DNA binding.
AUGGCAAAUAAUUCAUUUGAUAAUAUAAAGAAUUCUUUAUUAAUCAGUAAAGAACACAUUAAACUUGAAGAAGAGUUACAUACAGAAUUAAAUAUUAAAGAUGAAACGUUAGAUGACAAUGUUGUAAUAGAAGUUGGACGAAUUAAAAAUGAAAACCCAGAAGAAUGCUGCAAUGAUAGUGUUAUAAAUGAAAUAUUAGAUGAAACUAUUUUAAUGGAAGGUGGACACAUUACAAAUGAAGAAGAAGGCAGCAAUGAUAGUGAUAGUGUUGUGAGUGUAAAACAUGAACUUGAGAAACCAUUUUCAUGUGAUGUUUGUAAUAAAAGAUUUACUCAGAAAAGUAAUUUAGUUUUACAUAAACGUAUUCACAGCGGAGAAAAACCAUUUUCAUGUGAUGUUUGUAAUAAAACAUUUACUCAGCAAAGUAGUUUAGUUAAACAUAAACGUAUUCACACCGGAGAGAAACCAUUUUCAUGUGAUGUUUGUAAUAAAACAUUUAAUCAGAAAGGUGAUUUAGUUGUACAUAAACGUAUUCACACCGGAGAGAAA